CUGCUGUGCUUGUGCUGGCUGACUGUAGCAAACAUCGGCGCCUUUAGUCCAGUCAUAUCCGCAGUCCGGCAGCGAAAAGCGAUUCUCAGGCAGCAGCGGCGUUCGCGGAGUCCUUCUCAGGAAUCGAUCAUGAUGUGCUGCUCAUCACAGGACGUUGACGCGUGCAGCCGCCGCUACAGAGUGAGGACGUGUUCCGGCAGCGAGGACUACUCGGCGGUGAUCGGCCUCGUCGACGCUUGGUGGGGGGGAAGACGAGUGUCGCCGAUGCUGCCCCGGCUUUUCUUCGAUAAUUUCUGCGACACUACCUUCAUGGCGGUCAUCAGGGACGAAGAAGCACAAAAAGCGGAAGCACAAAUCGCGGAAGCACAACAAGCGGACGCGGCAGACACGACACAGAGGGACGAAGUUAUUGUGGGGUUCCUCUGUGGAUUCGUCUCCCAGUCUAGGGCGGGAGAGGCGCACGCUCAUUUCAUCGGCAUCGACCCUGCUCACAGAGGGGCGGGGCUAGGGGCGCUUCUUUACGAUCAGUUCUUUAAGGCGGUCCAGACUCAUGGCUGCACCCUAGUUCAUGCCGUGACUAGCCCUGCUAAUACCGCAUCUGUGGCGUUCCACAAGGCGAUCGGCUUCGAAGCAGUACCCGCUAUUGCGCCCGAUGCAGAAGGUGACGAGAGAACGGGGGGGACUGGAAAGGCGAGAUCGAGCUCAGGAGCGUCGGAGCAUCGUUUCUUGAGUGAACACAGCGGAAGAGUCCCUGUUGAUAGAGAGCUUGUACACCUCGACUAUGAUGGCCCGGACGAUGGGGACAGAGUCGUUCUCGAGAAGCGUUUGUGAACUGCAUUGACUGGUGUUGUACGUGCCGAAGCCGCACGCCGUAGAUCAGUUUAGUCGAGGCGAACGAAAGCGGCACAGGAACUAGUAAGGCGUGCAACAACCCAUGGGUCUAGUGCUAGUCCCACUGAGGGAGGCACGGGGGUCGUCGAGCUCACUCAAGGAGGGGUGCCGUAGAAGUAGUGUGUGGUGCUUGCGCUUUGCCCUCCGAAAACAUACCCGAAGAAUCGUGAGCAAUGUGCGGAAUCUCGUCUGUCCACUCAAUGC
Molecule: messenger RNA, 1095 nt
Organism: Ectocarpus sp. CCAP 1310/34
Lineage: Eukaryota; Phaeophyceae; Ectocarpales; Ectocarpaceae
Source: the annotation of a GenBank genome assembly